GCGCCAGGCGAGAUGGCGCACGACCUCGAUGUGGGCGCGCCACGGUGCCAAGCCGCUCAGUCAGCAGGCUCCGGCGGCGGCGGCCGGAAAGGCGGGCGUUCGCCUCGCCUGCCCGACCUGCCCGGGGACCCCAUUUGCAUCUCCCUCAGCCCC
Molecule: messenger RNA, 153 nt
Organism: Prorocentrum cordatum
Lineage: Eukaryota; Dinophyceae; Prorocentrales; Prorocentraceae
Source: the annotation of a GenBank genome assembly